GAAGUCUCUGUUCUUCCCCGACUCCUCCAAUGAACUUCUUCUUCUACACAUCUCCCGAAAAUUCUUCCUUACCUGAAACAUUCUCCCGCCCCUAUAAAUAUCCACGCUAUAUUAGAACUUUCAGGACUAUUCAAGAAAACUCUAACCGCUUUUCCAGAAGUCUCUGUUCUUCCCCGACUCCUCCAAUCAACUUCUUCUUCUACACAUCUCCCGAAAAUUCUUCCUUACCUGAAACAUUCUCCCGCCCUUAUAAAUAUCCACGCUAUAUUAGAACUUUCAGGACUAUUCAAGAAAACUCUAACCGCUUUUCCAGAAGUCUCUGUUCUUCCCCGACUCCUCCAAUCAACUUCUUCUUCUACACAUCUCCCGAAAAUUCUUCCUUACCUGAAACAUUCUCCCGCCCUUAUAAAUAUCCACGCUAUAUUAGAACUUUCAGGACAAUUCAAGAAAACUCUAACCGCUUUUCCAGAAGUCUCUGUUCUUCCCCGACUCCUCCAAUCAACUUCUUCUUCUACACAUCUCCCGAAAAUUCUUCCUUACCUGAAACAUUCUCCCGCCCUUAUAAAUAUCCACAUCCCACCGUUCCUCCAGGCCAAUUCGAAUAAACAAAACAAUACAGUUUUCCCCUAACAAUUCAAACUUAAAAACUCUUUUCUUUGUUACCGUUUUUGAUAGACUGUUACUGAUUCUUUUGUUUAAUGGCACCAAAGAGUGAGGGAAAAGCUAUUGGCAUUGAUCUCGGCACCACUUACAGCUGCGUCGGAGUGUGGCAAAACGACCGCGUUGAGAUCAUUGCCAAUGAUCAAGGCAACAGAACAACUCCUUCUUAUGUUGCCUUCACUGAUACUGAACGUUUGAUCGGAGAUGCGGCUAAAAACCAGGUUGCUAUGAACCCUCAAAACACUGUCUUCGACGCUAAACGUCUCAUCGGCCGACGGUUCUCUGACCCGGCUGUUCAGAGCGACAUGAAGCUCUGGCCUUUCAAGGUCGUGGCGGGUCCAGGGGAUAAGCCUAUGAUUGUGGUUACCUACAAAGGGGAGGAGAAACAAUUUGCGGCCGAAGAGAUUUCAUCAAUGGUGUUGACCAAAAUGAAGGAGAUUGCAGAGGCUUAUCUGGGUCAGACCGUGAAGAACGCUGUGAUUACUGUUCCGGCUUAUUUUAACGACUCGCAGAGGCAAGCUACAAAAGAUGCCGGAGCUAUAGCUGGACUCAAUGUUAUGAGAAUUAUCAACGAGCCGACUGCCGCUGCCAUUGCUUAUGGUUUGGACAAGAAGGGGUCGAGGUCCGGUGAGAAGAAUGUGCUUAUAUUUGAUCUUGGUGGAGGAACUUUUGAUGUUUCGUUGCUAACAAUUGAGGAGGGGAUCUUUGAAGUGAAGGCGACUGCUGGUGAUACUCAUCUCGGAGGUGAAGAUUUUGACAAUAGGCUUGUCAAUCAUUUUGUUGCAGAGUUUAAGAGAAAGCAUAAGAAAGAUAUCAGUGGCAAUGCCAGAGCUUUGAGACGCUUGAGGACUGCGUGUGAGAGGGCGAAAAGGACUUUGUCUUCCACCACACAGACGACGAUUGAGAUUGAUUCGCUCUAUGAAGGUAUUGAUUUCUAUUCUACUAUUACUAGAGCAAGAUUUGAAGAGUUAAACAUGGAUUUGUUUAGAAAAUGUAUGGAGCCUGUGGAGAAAUGUCUUCGUGACUCCAAGAUUGACAAGAGUCAGGUUCAUGAUAUUGUUCUUGUUGGUGGUUCAACAAGAAUUCCCAAAGUUCAGCAAUUGUUGCAAGAUUUCUUCAAUGGCAAGGAACUCUGCAAGAGCAUAAACCCCGAUGAGGCCGUGGCUUAUGGAGCAGCUGUUCAGGCUGCUAUUUUGAGCGGUGAAGGGAAUGAGAAAGUUCAAGAUUUGCUUCUUCUUGAUGUCACACCUCUCAGCCUCGGAAUUGAAACUGCUGGUGGUGUAAUGACAGUUUUAAUUCCGAGAAACACGACGAUUCCCGCCAAGAAAGAGCAAAUCUUUUCAACUUACUCUGAUAAUCAGCCUGGAGUUUUGAUUCAAGUGUAUGAAGGUGAAAGGGCUAGAACGAAGGACAACAAUCUGCUUGGGAAAUUCGAGCUCACGGGGAUUCCUCCAGCUCCUAGAGGUGUUCCUCAAAUCAAUGUUUGUUUUGACAUUGAUGCAAACGGCAUAUUGAAUGUGUCAGCUGAAGAUAAAACUGCUGGAGUCAAGAACAAGAUUACAAUUACAAAUGACAAGGGAAGAUUGAGCAAGGAAGAGAUUGAGAGGAUGGUUCAAGAGGCCGACAAGUAUAAGGCAGAGGAUGAGGAAGUAAAGAAGAAGGUCGAUGCAAAGAACGCCCUUGAGAAUUAUGCCUACAACAUGAGGAACACUGUGAAAGAUGAAAAGUUUUCCGAAAAACUUGAUCCGGCAGACAAGGAGAAGAUCCAGAAGGCGAUUGAUGAGGCCAUUGAGUGGCUUGACAGGAACCAAUUGGCUGAAGUUGAAGAAUUUGAAGACAAGUUGAAGGAAUUGGAAGGCUUGUGCAAUCCAAUAAUUGCAAAAAUGUAUCAAGGAGCUGGUGGGGAUGUUCCAAUGGGCGGUGGUGCAGACAUGCCGAAGGGCUAUGGCAAGGCAAGUUCCAGUAGCACUGGUGCAGGGCCUAAGAUUGAGGAAGUUGAUUAAAGCCAGAAAGGGGUGUCAUGUAGAGAUGUUAUGUCUUGAAACUGUUUUUUGGGUUUUGCUUGAGUGGGAUAAUAUGUGAAUACGUAAGAUUGUAAUGAUUGCCAGUAGAAUAGUAUUGAGAGAUUUGAGAAUGAACUAAAAAUUUUUAAGUGUAAGCAAUAGUUGGUUCAAAUUUACAAUAGAAUAAAUGUUUUAGUUGUAA
Mangifera indica (mango) is the source of this 2865-nucleotide messenger RNA. RefSeq names its product heat shock cognate 70 kDa protein-like. Lineage: Eukaryota; Viridiplantae; Streptophyta; Magnoliopsida; Sapindales; Anacardiaceae. Gene Ontology annotation, cellular component: cytoplasm. Gene Ontology annotation, molecular function: misfolded protein binding; heat shock protein binding; ATP hydrolysis activity. The record is from RefSeq and is a predicted model, not a curated record. The transcript has a single exon. Gene Ontology annotation, biological process: protein refolding; cellular response to unfolded protein. The coding region runs from base 699 to 2663 and encodes 654 amino acids.